Molecule: messenger RNA, 5292 nt
Organism: Linum trigynum
Lineage: Eukaryota; Viridiplantae; Streptophyta; Magnoliopsida; Malpighiales; Linaceae
Source: the annotation of a GenBank genome assembly
CGAGAUGUUAAAGAUUUGAAUCCGACUUUUUGGACAAUGUUGAUUAAAACAACAAAAUCAAGCAAAAAAAUCAAACACUAGAAUAUGGUAAGGGCAGAAGAAUGCUAUUUGAUGAUAAUCGAUUAUUAGAUCGAUGAGAAACACCAAUAAAUUCUUAGUAACUGAAUGGAACUGGAACACAAUUACAUUAAACAAAUUAAGAAAUUAUAAGGAUUCUAAUAAAAUAGUUCUUAGUUCAAGGGACUGCAAAAUGAAACAUGAAAAUUUUAGUGUCUAAAUUCGGCUAGCGGAAAAAUUAGAAUCAAGUAAAAUAUUCUAAGUGUUCCACACACGGAGAAAAGAAAAAUUGGGAAUUAAGGGGAAAAUAAAACAGGGGCGAUCCCUUUUGUAGCUCUGUCUCACAUGCCUUCUCUCUGCAACGACGACGACGAGGAGGCCUCCAUUUCAGCGACAGAGGAGCGCUGAACAUAUAUAUAUAUUUUGCGGCUGAAAGGAUCCGAAUUACGCCCGUCCUCUUUCGCCUUCGCCCUUCUCGUCGAUUCAGUCAUUAGCAGGUAACACGAAUUCUCGUUCCCAUCACGAUGCACAUUUGCCUCAACAUUUUCCAAUUGAAUUGGUGGCGGGGAACAGGAACGAACGCUAGUCUGUAGCCACCGGUGGUGGCGGUUGUAGUUUCGUUGUCAUUUACUGAGAAAUCUGUCGCACAUCGCCCGCCAUAAGCUUUCAUUGUUGUGUUGUGCCAUCACUUUACGGUUACCUCACACUCUCAUUUCACCUAACGGCGAGCGCGGGGAGAGGGACGGGGAGGGCAUGAUGAUGUCGAAUUUCUCCUGUCCGCGUCGCUGGCUUUGGGGUUUUUGCUUCUAAUGUGGAAUAGCGUUGUUGCAUUGUGUGGAAAUGACAGAGAGACUUUUUUUGGCAGUCCCCCCUUUGUGUUUGUGUUUCUUGUUUUAAACGGAUUUUCUCUAGAUCUUUUCUGGGGUUAACUGAAUUGUCUAAAAUUCUUUUUUGCCCAGAGUUCUGUACUUUGAGGGGUGCAAUAUGAAUUGAUGGAGAUCCUUUCAUGGGUCAUGAGUUUGAUUCGAUAAAACUGGAGAAUGGGCGUAUCUUGGAGAUAUUCCGCUUGACAUUGUGCCAUCAGUGGUGGUAGGGUGUGGAGGAAGAGGCGCGUUUGUUGCUUUUGAUUCGUAAGCCAUGACAGAUGCAGCAGGGUUAAUGGAGGCGGCUGGAACUAGGUUUAGUUCCUUGGAGAUGAUUGGCAGAGGGUCAUUUGGAGAUGUUUAUAAAGCGUAAGUUACGUGCAAAUCUUGUGCCUUGUUCUAUAAUGUGGUGCACAUUUUCUACCAUGUUCUUUAAUUAAGUAGUUGAGUUGUUCUCGUGCAUUUUUAGAGCUUGCAUCUGCAGAUGAUUGCCUGGUCAUUUUUAUUAGCGAUCUACAACAGCACACAGAAGUUAAUGUAGCUUGUUAUUUGUUAAGUGUUUGGAAAGAAGAACUCUUCUGUUUGGGAUGAUAAUUCCAUGUCGAGCUUAUUGUGAGAUGUUUCAUAAAAACAAGAGUAGAAACAUCAAUGAUGAUGGGAUGUCCAGCAUCAAUGAUGAUGGGAUGUCCAGCAUCAAUGAUGAUGGGAUGUCCAGCACCGUUGGUUCAGAUUUGUGGAUUAAGAGUGCAGAUAUUAAGGUUUUCGUUUUGCAAGUUGCGGCCUUUCUCUGUGAAGAAACUGCUCUCUACCCUGAUUAUGCUGUCGUAUACCAGAAUUUGAAACUUGUCCUUAUUUACUUCGUGGUAAUAUAUGAGGUUGAAUCUGCAAUUCCCUUCAUUCUUUUCUGUUUCUUCAUCUAUAAUCAGGAAGUGAGUGUAGAGUUAAGUUAUUUAAGUUAUUUGUAUAUUUGAAAAUUUACUUUUUGUAUUCCUCUAUCCCUAUGUAUUUAAUUGCUGGUUGUAUAGUUUUGAAUGUUCUUUUUAUAUCAGAUCUCUUUUUAAUGCUCAACAUCAGUAGCCAUUCUUUAUUGGUUGAAAUCAAUUUGAGCUUAUCUUUUUAGUGCUCAUAAUUUUUAUGGAGAAAGAGGCUUCUAGAAAAAAAGGAAAACUUAUUGAAGGAUUGUCGUUUUCUCAAUUCAUCCAAAUCCAUAAUGGCAGAUCAUUGAAAUCAAUUUCAGCUUAUCUUUUUAGUGCGUUCAUAUUUUUUAUGAAGACUAGAAAGAGACUUCCAGACAUUGAAGGAAAAAUUAUUGAAAGAGUAUCAUGUUUUCAAUUCAUAACCAUAAUGGUUAAUCUUAUGCUUGAGGAUCUUUUUAUUUUACCUCCUCUUUUGUCCUGUAAUUUGAUCUUACUUAAGAUCUUUAUCUUGACACAACUUUGUGAUUUUCCAACUUGUAGGUUUGAUAAGGAGCUCAACAAAGAAGUAGCCAUCAAAGUUAUUGAUUUGGAAGAAUCGUAAGUUACACAAAUAUGUUCACCAAUUCUGCUACUUCUCUUUGCGCACUGUCUGUAGUUUCCUCUUCAUUUGGAAUUUAACGGCACAUAGUUGCCAAUGAAAGAAAUUCUCCUUGGUUAUCUGCUUUCUUAAUUUUGAAACAAAUGAAUUCUUGAUGCUGAAAAGACUUACAUAAAUCCUAUGACGUUAGCCAUAUUUUCUAGCCAUAGAAGGUUUUACAAGUGCAUGCUGACUAAUCAGCAAAUUUUAUUACCGUCAUUUCUGUUUCCCUACCGAAAUUAGUUUUGGUAGAUUAAAUGGGGUAACAAGUAAAUGAAACAUAAAUUAUUUUUAGGGAAAGUUUGGAAUCCGUGAUGGUUUGCUUGUCCAUACUAGUUUUCUGUCACUGACAAAUGCUUAUGUGAACCUCUUUUUUCUAAUAUUUCUAAGCUGUUUUCUUUAUAUUUAAUCUAUUGCAGCGAAGAUGACAUUGAGGACAUUCAGAAGGUAGUUGAAUUUCUCUUUGUUUUUCUUUUAGUUAGUGUCAUGCCUGUUAUACUAGUCGAGCCUUCUACUUCGUUAUAUGCAGUCAAAUAAGUGGUUGACUUGUCGUAAUAUCAAAAUUUGACAGGAAAUUGCUGUUUUGUCACAAUGCCGGUGUCCAUAUAUCACAGAGUAUUACGGUUCCUAUCUUCAGCAGACUAAAUUAUGGAUAAUUAUGGAAUACAUGGCUGGUGGCUCUGUUGCAGACCUUGUAGGUUACUCUAAUCACUUACUUCUGUUGUUACCUUGACUAUAACAUUACAUCUUCUAUCCAGGAUUGCAGAAUCUAUCUCUGUCUGAUUACUUUCCAGUACUUAUAAAGAUUACACUUUUACAGCUUCAAUCGGGUCCUCCACUAGAUGAAACUUCAAUUGCUUGUAUUUUGCGUGAUUUGCUUCAUGCUGUUGAAUAUUUGCACAAUGAAGGGAAGAUUCACAGGGAUAUUAAAGGUUCAUUCCCUUUUCCCUUUCAUUAAUCGACUGCUGCAACUUGAAUGUGUGGUUUAGAGCAAGAGUGUCAAAAUCACUAGAAUUAGUAUGAUUCUCACCCAAACCCGGAUCUCAAAGCAAGAGUGUUAGCAUCACUAGAUUGGGUUUUAGACAUCAAAUUUUGGUUACUUCUCAGCAAACUUUUGGGACAAUAAAUAUUUUCUGUCUCUACUAGAUUGAGUUUAAGAAAUCUUCUUGAGGUUCUAUUCCCUUUUUUGGCAGCACUGUCCUGCUAAUUUAUACUGGUUCGUUCUCUUUUUCCCUUAAUUUUUCGUUUUCAUGACAACUUAUCUGAAUUUGAACAGCGGCGAACAUUUUGUUGAGCGAGAAUGGUGAUGUCAAGGUAUAUCAUCCUUUGCUUAUGUAGCACGGCAAGAUCAUUAAAUUCAAAACAUAUCUUUAGAUUGCUAUAAUAUGCAUUGCCAUAUGCAUAUAUUUCAGUAUUUAAUGCCUACUUUUGUGACCAUGUGACAGGUUGCUGAUUUUGGUGUUUCUGCACAACUUACAAGAACAAUCUCCCGAAGAAAGGUGCUCCAUUUUACACUUUAAGUAUUCAAGAGUUUAUUCAUAGUAAUAAGGAUUGUGAUACUUACGUGUUUGAACUUCGGGUGUCCUCUUACUACCCAUUUUAUGAAAUUUUCACUGCAACCUUAUUCAUUUACUUAUUUCUGUAGUUAAUAAUUUUUAUUAGUCCGUGAACUGAUUGCUCGAUAUUUGCAGACUUUUGUUGGCACCCCCUUCUGGAUGGCUCCAGAGGUUAUUCAGAAUUCAGAAGGUUACAACGAAAAGGUACUAAAUAGCAGUUUAAGAUUCUUGGGAGAAAAAGAAUUUGGAGAAAUGGGUUCAUCUAAUAAUUGUGAGAGAUUAUUGAAAAGAUCUACCUUAGAGUUGAACUUUGGAUCAUUCGUUCAGUUAGAGAGAGAGAGAGAGAGAGAGAGAGAGAACAAGAAAAGCAAAAAGCAGGGAGGAGAUAAACAAAUAGUUUCAGAUAUGCCUUCUUCAUAUUAUUAUUUUAUUUCAUAUGAAAGGUAUCUUCCUGAACCAUCGACUUUCUGCAGGCUGAUAUCUGGUCUCUCGGGAUAACUGCUAUUGAGAUGGCGAAGGGGGAACCUCCUCUUGCUGAUCUGCACCCAAUGAGGGUCCUUUUUAUCAUACCGCGAGAAAAUCCACCACAGGUUAUUUAUUUUGCCCAUCUAGUAUUCCCGCAGUUCUUCUGUUACUGUAAUUGUAAUAAUGAACAUGAGCAAUUACUUGGUACAGCUGGAUGAACAUUUUUCUCGUCCUAUGAAAGAGCUUGUUUCUAUGUGCCUAAAGAAAGCUCCUGCUGAGGCAAGUAUUUGAUUUCAGUUCUAUUAAGUUCUUUUCGGUUUCCCUGCAGUGGUUGUAAUUGUUUGUAAUGGAACGUUUCUAGAUUAAUUUUAACCGACUCUCUAGAUUUUUUUCCCGCCGUGACGAUAUACAUUGUUUUUAUUUCAGAGGCCAAGUGCUAAGGAACUCUUAAAGCACAGAUUUGUUAGAAAUGUGAGAAAGAGCCCAAGGCUUGUUGAGAGAAUAAGGUGUGAUGUAUUUCCUGCAUGUCAUUGUAUUGGUCAUCAGCACGUGUUUUCUAGGCCCUUAUUUUUUAUUUAAUUGUUUUUGCUGUCUCAUUUUAGCGUCUCGGUCAAGGAGUGUCAAGGCACAGAACUAAAACAUUGUGGCCUGUGUUUCGUCCCGUAUCGCUGUAUGAUUUAGGUUUCUCCAUUCACAUUCUAACUUAAAGGAUCCUUUAGUAACAAAUAUGCUUCAAGGUCAACAUUUACGCGCAAGAAGCUUAUCCGGCCUAAUGUUAAUAAAGUUUAUGUCAUUUG